AUGACUUCAGUCAAAAAGAUCGAAAAGAUAACCAAAUCAGCAAAGAGAUUAGACUGUGCUGUAUUACUAAAGACUGGAAGACCACCUGGAGUCAUGCUUGCAGAGGGAGAAAUUGAGAACGCGGAUGAAUGGUUGGAGGUUGUUAAGAAUUUGAGGUAUAAGAAUUUCGAGCUGAUGAAGAAAGAAGGGGUGGAAGGGAGGAGGCUGGAUGUUCCAGCGGGGAAGGUUAAGCAAUUGGAGAGUUUAAAGGAUUAUGGGUUGGAGGUGGGGAAGGAUGAGGUUUUGAGGAAGUGGUGGAGGUUACAUAUGGGGUGUGGUCUCGGAUAUUCCGAAGAGAAAGUAUUAAACAAUACAAUCUCGAAUAUAAGUUUCAUCAUGGAUACCAGCGACUCUGCUCCGACGACAGCAUGGCCGACGUUUAAUGACACAUCAUCGGACUCUCCAACCAACCCAGAAAUACCCAUCACCGCCGUAUCUCUGCACGUCCUCCUUGCAUCCUUCUUUCCCUCUGACGCACCUCCGAUAGCAGCAACCCAAUCUUCAUCAUCCGCUUACACCCCCAUCCCCGUUUCAGACCAGACAUCUCAAAUACCAGGACACUCAAGCCAGCAGAGACGAGAAUCCUCCAAGUAUUCUGAAUAUGAGAAUGAAAUACCUGUGCCCUUAUCUGCACGCUUUGUGCGCGAUAUGCAAAGCAUUGUUAAUUCUCCAACUUCGGUAUAUCAUGAUAGCAAUCUACCCGACUCCCUUCGCUUUUCUCGAAAGUCUAUUCCUCCAACUGUGGAACAUCAGAAGAAUGUACAUCUUAGACCUUCCCACUCACUUCGAAAUCAAAUUCGUCUUUCAGAUCUAACUCAAUCUCCUGUGGGUAAAGGCACACCUGAACUUUUCCCGGGAUACAUAGAAGAUUUACGCCCAGAUACAUCCUCAGCGCCUCAUGGCUCAUCGAAUUUAACACCUCCAACUCGAACCACAAGAUCAUCAUCGAUCGUCUCCGGUCUUCAACAAGGGAUUUACAGACCCUCAUCCAAACCCUCCCAUAGCCUAAACAAUCGAGACAAUUUCUAUGCAAGUCAAAAAGACGAUAGUAAAUUCAGCAGACACCACCCCUCAAAUCCAUCCUACAUCCGUCGACGAAGAGCCGUGUCACUAGGUCGAACCUCCUUCCCAACAGAUCCAGAGGUCGCCAAAAUCUGGGACGAACGAAUCAAUGCCGGUCAACAGCCCUUCACACCGACCGAUAAAAUCCCCACAUACCAAGAAUUCCGACGAACAACCCAACCAGUCGAUUCUCCCCGUCCAGAUCAAUUCCCACUCCCCUCCUCUGCAUUUUCUCAAGGCCAACCCUUCACACCCGAACUUCGAUCCCCCCACGCACCAGACUUGAGAUUUGACCCAAAGUUAGUUUUGAAAAUUUAUGAAGAGAGGUGGAAGAUAUCAGAAGGCUAUGAAGAUUUACAAGCGUAUUUUUGUGAUCCGAAAGAGGGGGUGUUUGAUGCGACCUGCUAUGCUCAAAAUCGAUCGCGCCAAUCCAGAAACCGCAGCAGAAAUCAAGGGUGUAUACCGGGUUGGUAUACGUAUCGAGAAUCUCCUAGGUUCAAACCGGUUUGUUUGACGGGUAAUACUGGUAUGGAUGCGGGGAUUGGUAAUCGUGGGUCUCCUUCGAUACCGCUUUAUGUUUCGAGUCGGACUUCACCUUCGUUGCGUCGAGAGGGUGGUGGAUAUGGUGGUGGGUUUGGUGGUAGGUAUGGUUGUAAUUCUGGUUUUGGGUUGAUGGAUGAUGAGGUGGAGAGAGAGAGAGAGAGAGAUAGGGAGAGAGCGAGGAUUAGGAGGAGGGAUGAAGAGGUGGAGAGACGUGCGGGGGAAGGUGGGAGAGGGAUGAAUGGUAGGCGUGGGGUAAUGGGUGGUGAGAAUCGAGAGAGGGAACGGGAGAGGGAAAGAGAAAGGGAAAGGGAGAGGGAAAGAGAAAUAGAGAUGCAGAGAACCAUCGAAGGAGUUCUGGAGAUGCGAGAGCUCAUAUUUCAAGAACAGGAAAGGUUUGAAAAUGAACGGAGGUGUAUUGAGAGAGAGUGGCAGUUAUUGGAGGAGGAUAGGGAUAGGGAGAGGGAGAGGGAUAAGGAGAGGGAGAGGGAGAGGAAGAGAAGGGAACGGGGCUUUAACUUGAAUGAUAUGAAUGGUGAUGGGGAUGAUGUUGGAGAUAGUGAUAGGAGUAGUAGGAGUAGUAGAAGUGGUAGGAGUGGUAGGAGUGGUAGGAGUGGUAGGAGUGGUAGGAGUGGAAGGAGUGGCAGUGAUCGCAGUAGUAGGAGAUAUGCAAAGUAG
Molecule: messenger RNA, 2319 nt
Organism: Sclerotinia borealis F-4128
Lineage: Eukaryota; Fungi; Ascomycota; Leotiomycetes; Helotiales; Sclerotiniaceae
Source: the annotation of a GenBank genome assembly